Messenger RNA from Amblyraja radiata (thorny skate), 4591 nucleotides. It is a transcript of the gene ythdf3, whose product is annotated as YTH N6-methyladenosine RNA binding protein F3. The record is from RefSeq and is a predicted model, not a curated record. Gene Ontology annotation, biological process: mRNA destabilization. Gene Ontology annotation, molecular function: N6-methyladenosine-containing RNA reader activity; mRNA binding. Bases 328 to 2034 code for a protein of 568 amino acids. The transcript has 5 exons. Gene Ontology annotation, cellular component: cytoplasm. Lineage: Eukaryota; Metazoa; Chordata; Chondrichthyes; Rajiformes; Rajidae.
GUCAGAUGCCGGAAGGUCAGAGGCUGUGAGCGGAAGUGGGUGCAGGAGCGCUCCGCCAUUGUGUUCGAGAGAAGUAGUAAUCGUACAUCUAUAGACACGUACACACAGGCAGCAGUCGCGGCCGCCACCACCGGAGUGAGAGGCCGGGCCCCGAGAGGAAAGCCGCCGACAGACAAACAACCGCCCGCCCGCCCGCUGCUCCGCCUCCUGGUAUCUACCGUCACUGGCUUGGGCCGCUGCGCGAUCCACUGGGAGCACGAUUUUUUCUUAAAGUCGGCGGAGCCUGAGGCCGAGGCCGAGCGCCUGCUUGCUGUUGUUUAAUGAAGAAUGUCUGCGACCAGCGUGGAGCAGCGAUCGAAAGGACAGGGAAGUAAAGUUCAGAACGGUUCGAUGCAUCAAAAAGACACAGUGAAUGAUGAUGAUUUUGAACCUUAUUUAACAAGCCAGGCAAAUCAGAGCAACAGCUACCCACCAAUGUCAGACCCAUACAUGCCCAGUUAUUAUGCUCCUUCCAUUGGAUUUCCAUAUUCUCUUGGUGAAGCUCCCUGGUCAACAGGGGGAGAUCCUCCAAUGCCAUACCUAACAACAUAUGGACAGAUGAGCAAUGGCGAGCAUCACUUUAUACCAGAUGGUGUAUUUAAUCAACCAGGGGCCUUGGGGAGCACCCCACCAUUUUUGAAUCAACAUGGAUUUAACUUUUUUCCUGGGAAUGCGGACUUUUCUACUUGGGGAGCAAGUGGAUCUCAAGGACAGUCAACACAAAGCUCUGCAUACAACAACAGUUAUGGAUACCCACCCAGUUCUCUUGGAAGAGCCAUAGCUGAUGGACAAGCUGGAUUUGGAAAUGACUCUUUGAGCAAAGUGCCUGGCAUAAAUAGCAUUGAGCAAGGCAUGACUGGACUGAAGAUUGGAGGAGAUAUGACGACAGCUGUCACAAAAACUGUAGGUUCAGCUCUUAGUAGCACAGGUAUGUGCAGUAGCAUUGUUGCUAAUAGCAUUCCAGCAACCACAUCAGCACCUAAGCCAACAUCAUGGGCUGCUAUUGCCAGGAAACCUGCAAAACCUCAGCCCAAGCUAAAGCCCAAGACUAAUGUGGGAUUAGGUGGAUCUGCAGUGCCACCUCCACCUAUAAAACACAACAUGAAUAUUGGAACUUGGGAAGACAAAGGUAAUGUGCACAAAGCCCCACCUACACAGCAAGUUCUGCCUCCUCAAGUAGUUAUCCAGCAACAUCAGCUUCCACCGCAACCAAUCGCUAUUCAGACUCAACCAACACAUCAACAACCACAGCAUCUAGGGCCUCAACAACCUCAGGGUCAGCAGCAGUUACAAAACCGCUGGGUGGCUCCUCGUAAUCGGGGAGCUGGCUUCAAUCAGAACAGUGGUACUAAUAGUGAGAGUUUUGUGUUGGGUAUGGCCUCUUUAAGCACUUCACCACCUGGAGGAGAAGUACAUCCUGUAUUGGAAAAAUUAAAAGGCAUUCACAACUACAACCCCAAAGAUUUUGACUGGAGUCUGAAGACGGGACGUGUAUUUAUAAUUAAAAGUUACUCUGAGGAUGAUAUACACCGUUCCAUCAAAUAUUCUAUUUGGUGCAGUACUGAGCAUGGUAAUAAACGUUUGGAUGCUGCUUUCCGCUCUUUGAACGGUAAAGGGCCACUCUAUUUACUCUUUAGUGUGAAUGGAAGUGGACAUUUUUGUGGAGUGGCUGAGAUGAAAUCAGCUGUGGACUACAAUGCUUAUGCUGGAGUGUGGUCACAGGAUAAAUGGAAGGGCAAGUUUGAAGUGAAGUGGUUCUUUGUGAAAGAUGUACCGAAUAACCAGCUGCGGCAUAUUCGUUUGGAAAACAAUGAUAACAAACCGGUUACCAACUCAAGGGACACACAGGAGGUGCCCCUAGAAAAAGCCAAGCAAGUGCUUAAAAUAAUUGCUACUUACAAGCAUACCACUUCAAUCUUUGAUGAUUUUGCACAUUAUGAAAAGCGUCAAGAGGAGGAGGAAGCCAUACGUAGGGAGCGGAACAGAAGCAAGUAGUAACUGAAUGGAGAUGCUCUAUCAGAUUCACAACACUAAUGAUACAAUCCUUGGAAAUGCCUGGUAUCUUCAAGGAACAUGAUUAUUGGAACUUCACUGCUCAUGGCAACCUCUACAGAACACUUGAACACAAAAUUGGCUUUUCCGUGUUGGUUCUCAUUACUGCAUUUGCCCUUAUACUCUUGUCUCAAAAAGCAUUUGAGCGCUAUAACUUUGUCAAGCACUUUCUGCCAUCCUAAACUUUUAUCAGUAAUUCCGGUCUUUCUAAGUCACCCUCUUAGAUGAAUUACAGAAAUUGAGUGAAAGUGAGAAACCAAUAACCUUUUAUUUGAAUUUGUUUAAUACUAAUAAUUAAUGAGUGUAGUUUGGUCAUUGAUCUGAGAUUUCAAAAUGCUUGGCUCUUCAGAAUCUUUUCUGUUUUUAGGAUUUAUUUUAAGUUAAUUUUAGCUAUUUUUGAACAAUUGGGAUAUCAUGUAAUUUUUAGUUCAAACCGAUAAAUCCAUUAUAAUGCCUUUGUGAAAAUUAUUGUACUCAUUAAAGCAAAUACAUUGAAUUAAUAUUUUGCCAAAUGUGAAACAAACCGGAAGGUAUGCAAAUUUCUUACCCAAAUUAUUCUUGACUUUUUGAAAUAUAAUUUAAAAAAAUGUAUGUGCAACCAUUUGAAUGCAAUGCUCCUUUUUUUGUACACUGUAUUACAUAGGCUUCAGAAAAGUGCAUUGGUCAAGGAAGGAGAUGCUAGAUGUUUGAUACGACCAUUUAUGAAACUGUCCUAAGUAAAUAUACUUCAGUUUGAUUUACAUUUUUAGAUCUGUAAUAUCUUUUAAAUAUAAUUUCCUCACUUUGAAUGUUUGCCCUUCUGGCAAGAAACUAUCAUGGAAGUGAUUUUUAUUCCCUCUUAAAUGACUCAUUAGCUUAAUAAAUCCAGUACUUCUUUAGCAAGUGUUAUGGCAUGAAUUAAUUUAUGAUGUGGUUUCACAUUUUCAUUUUUUCUGAGUACUACUUUACAGGAAAUCAACCAAUUUAGGAGAUACUGAGCCCAUAGUCUCCUGUUUACAUAUACCACAUAUAUUGAGUCUCAGUGAUGUAAUUGCCUUAAUUUAUAAUGUGCAUUUUCAAUAGGUACCAAUAGCCUAAUAGAAACAAAAUGGACUUUUUAUAAGCACAGUACUUAAAUCACUGUUCAUACCUUGAAGGCUAUUUAAUUUAUUUUAGCACACUGUUUUCAAUGUAUUUAAAUUUGGCAGUCUCCUAAUGUGAUCCUAUAGUUGUCAUGUGUUUAUAAUGUCCACGGUCAUUUAAAAUCUAUGACGUUGAUAGGGGUGCAUAUUUAGAGUUUAAAGUGCCCAGGUUGUUUAAAAGUGCAUUGUGUACAUGAAAUCAUUAUCAUAAAUAAUUUCAUUGCUUCGUUCUUGCAUAUGUUGAAAUUAAAUUAACUAGUAUGAAGACAUCGAGUGUGAAUUAGCAUCGAUAUGUAUAACUUCUAUGCAUUUACAUCAUGAAGUUCCCUGAUUAAAAUGUAGUAGUUCUGUUUUUUUCUUCUAGUAACCCAACUAUUAUACUGGCAUCAGUUGGUGCAGUACUUGGUGAAAUUAGUAAUGCAAAAAUAGAAAGUUUAGCGGACUUUGGAGCUAUUUCUUGGUCACCUGACCUUUUACUUUCUAAAUUGUUCUUAAUUCUCCUUUGAUUUAAUCUUUGUAUGUUGUUUACAUGUUGUCCCAAAUACCAAUUUACACCUGUCAUGGGUAGUGGUGUGAUACUAUAUGUAAAUUCCUGAUUCCACUCAUUUGAAAAUAUUUUAAGAUUAGAUCAGUAGCCUUAAUAUCCACACGACAUUGCAUGUAUUUUUGUCUCUAGUUCAGUAUGUUGUAUGAAAUCAUACAUAUUUUGCAGACCUCUACAGAGUCACUACCAAUACAGAUGUAUUUUAAUGAUUGACCUAAAAAAAAUCAGCUGGAAGAUUUAACUCUUUCUUCCCAUGUUUCAAAUAUAAUGGAAUGUUCUCGGUCAGAAAAAUUCAAUGUGGUUAAUUUAUUUUAUGUUCUGAUUCUGGGGUAGUGAAAGAAAAAUGUUCAUUAUUAGAGGCAUAUGUAUUAAGGAAGUGAAAGCAUUGCAUGAAUGCAAAAUUACAUGUCUUUGAUUUAGAAAGUUCAGUUUUUAUUGCUGACAUUGUAGAAAUGUCAGGCUAGGGUACUCUAAUCCUAAUUUGGAGCCCUUAUUCUAAUACAGUGCUAAUAUAAUUUUUUGUUUAGUAAAGGUUAUUUUGGAAUGGCUUUGCAAACUGAACUUUUAUUAUUCAGAUAGUUAUCCAAGGAAUAGAACAUUGCAAUCAUAAAUUUUAAAAAGGUCUAUUCUUUCUCAUAGUCAUUAAUAUUCCCAUACCUUUAUAUGCACCUCAAUAAAAUGCUUAUUGUUCUAUUAUUCUUUAAAAAGAAAUUGCUGUUUUAUGCCUGCGCUAAUAUCCCACAAAUUACUUUAUCCUCCCAUGCACCAUCGGUCCUGCCUCUAUCACAAAAUUUGAAUUGCUGUUUCAUGUAUAAUUAAAGGUUAAAAGAUCAAA